Messenger RNA from Ictalurus furcatus (blue catfish), 1843 nucleotides. It is a transcript of the gene prph2b, whose product is annotated as peripherin 2b (retinal degeneration, slow). The transcript is spliced from 3 exons. Gene Ontology annotation, biological process: visual perception. Gene Ontology annotation, cellular component: membrane. NCBI's taxonomy places the organism in Eukaryota, Metazoa, Chordata, Actinopteri, Siluriformes, Ictaluridae. The record is from RefSeq and is a predicted model, not a curated record. The coding region runs from base 226 to 1254 and encodes 342 amino acids.
AGACCUCUACUUGCCAAAACUAUGGACCUCCAUGAGUUUUGGGUGGACAGAAUGAUUAUGAAGAGGGGAAUUAUUGGCAUGGCAUCUGUGGCAGCACUAUUCUGGAAUGGAAUACACAAUUAAGCUGGUGAAGUACAAGUUUUUGAUAGUUUUUCAGAUAGUGAGACAAGUAAUCUUCUACUAACAGACUGAAUAUUUGACAGAUAACAAAUCAAGGAACAAAACAUGGCUCUGGGGGCUGUAAAAUUUGACUUGCCCAAACGGAUCAAACUGGCCCAGGGACUGUGGCUCCUGUACUGGCUCGCAGUUAUGGGUGGGAUCCUCAUCUUUAGCAUGGGGCUUUUCUUCAAGAUUGAACUUCGCAAAAGGAGUGAGAUGAUGGACAAUAAUGAGAGUCAUUUUGUACCCAAUCUGCUCAUCCUGGUUGGCCUGGCUGCUUGCAGCAUCAAUGCUUUUGGUGGCAAAGUGUGCCAUGACUCACUUGAUUCAGCUAAGUUUUCCAAGUGGAAGCCCAUGAUGAAGAAUUACCUGUGUGGAUGCUUUGCCUUCUCCAUCAUCCUCUUCAUCAUGGCUCUGCUUUGCUUCCUGAUGCAGAUCUCUCUACAUUUUGCCCUGGCUGAAGGUCUAAAAAAUGGGAUGAAAUACUACAAAGACACAGACACCCCAGGACGUUGCUACAUGAAGAGGACGCUGGACAUGACCCAGAUUGAAUUCCGUUGCUGUGGCAACAACAACUUUAGGGACUGGUUUGAGAUCCAGUGGGUUAGCAACCGGUACCUCGACUUCAACAAUGAUGAGGUCAAAGAUCGUAUCACAAGCAAUGUAGAAGGUAAAUACCUUAUGGACAGCGUUCCCUUUAGCUGCUGCAACCCUGGUUCUCCACGGCCCUGCAUCCAGCACCAUCUGACCAAUAACUCGGCUCAUUAUGACUAUGACCAUCACACUGAAGAACUAAAUAUCUGGACUCGAGGCUGCCGUGAAGCCCUGGUCUCCUACUAUGGGGGGAUGAUGAACAGCAUUGGGGCUCUUGUGCUGCUAGUCAUGGUCUUGCAGGCUGCAGAUAUGGUGGGACUGAAAUACCUGACAACCUCUUUGGAGACCCUGACAAACCCAGAGAACCCAGAGAGUGAGAGUGAAGGUUGGCUGCUGGAAAAGAGUGUGAAAGAAACCGUGUCUGAUGUCCUGCAGAACAUAAAAUCACUUGGCAAAAAGAACCAGGUGGAGGGGGCUGAGGUUGCUGCCAGUAGCAGCUGAGCAGCUCACACACACAGCUGGAACUAAAACCAUCCUAUAAGGAGAAUCAAAGAUACCCUUCUUUGUGGAAAACAAAUUCCGACAAACACAGACACGCAUUCACAUCAACACUUGUAACUAUAUUGUACUGAUGGGCCAUACAAUCAGAAGUGAACAAAAGUAAAAGAUCCUUAAUGAACCAUUAAAUAUUUUGAGCGCUAAUUGAAACAAAUGUAAAUAUUGACAUGUAAAUAUAUAUUUAAAUAACAUAAAAUAGAGUUUAAUUUUAAAAGAUAUAUAUUGGAUGUGGGGGAUAAAAUGAGGUUCAGAGACAAAUAUUUAUGUAAUCUAAUCUCUUGUUCCCAACCAACCAAGGUUCAGGAAGGGCCAAAAACCUAGUGGUGAUGACCCUCACACAACCUUGUCCAAGUCCAAAAGGCUAACACCAUUAAGACAUAUCCUUUCUCACCUAUUCUUGCAUUAUAUAAUUAUUAAGAAAGACAAUUUAUGUGUGGUUUGAAGUAAAUAUGGCCUCUGACUAGUGUCCAGGUUCUUUUUAAACACUGCUGUUUGAGUAACUGCGCAACACUAGCACAGCUUGACCAUUAAA